GAAACAUCAAUGAAACAUUGAUGUAGCAUAGCAAAACAUAUCGUGGAGCAAAAAAAUACCGUAAAUUGUGAAAAUUUCUCAUCUAAAAAUAAACCAAAAAGACAUUUUUGAGGAAUAUUCCGUGAUUUGGGUGUAAAAGUGGCGUGAGGAAAUCAUCGUGAGAAGGCAUUGCAGUGCGUGGCGUGAAAGAUGGGAAAGGGUCAGAAGAGGAAUCAAGCGAAAAAGUUGCCGGCAAAUAAGAGGAAUGAAUUGAAUGCUCUGGUCGACACACUCAUUAGCCAUGGCUUCAAAACAACCACGAAUUUAUCGGAACAAUGGUCACAAUACGUGGAAAUUCGAUCGCUGUUGGACCGCGUCCAGGCCAUUGAGGCGGAGCUGAAAGUAAAGAGUGCAGGCAGCAAAAAUCGUAGUCAAUGCAUUGAGGCUUUCUGCAACUGGGCACGCGAGAAUGGUGCGGAGUUCGAAGGGGUCACGAUAUCUGAGUUCCCCGGCUAUGGGAUGGGUCUGGAGGCGACCAAAGAUCAAGAGGAGGGAGCCAUCUUCAUACGCAUCCCGAAGAAAAUGCUAAUGGGCUUGGAUAAUGUGAACACAGCGAUUGCCCCGAUGAUGUCGGAGAUGCCAAUGAUUCAAUCCAUGUCCAACAUAAAGCUGGCCUUUUGGCUGCUUGUGGAGAAACUCAAUCCCAACAGCUCGUGGAAGCCCUACCUGGACAUCCUUCCGGAGAAGUAUUCCACCGUUAUGAACUUCUCAGUCAAUGAGAUGCAGGAACUAAAGGGAAGCAGUGCAAUGCCCGGAGUACUGGCGCAGUGCAAGAACAUCGCUCGCCAGUAUGCCUUUAUCCGGAAGUACAUUGAUAACAUCAAGGAGGAUGCCUUCGAUGCUACGCUGCUGACACUCAAGGAGAGAUUCUCCUUUGAUCUCUACUGUUGGGCAGUUUCAACAGUCAUGACACGCCAAAAUCUCGUUCCCAUGGACUUUACGGAUAAGGGUGAGACGCAAACUCAGAUGAGCCCUACACUGAUUCCACUCUGGGAUAUGGCCAAUCAUGCUCAGGGGAGCAUCACAACGGUCUACAAUCCCGAAACUGAGUGCAUUGAGAGCUCCUUGCUGAGGAAAUGUCAACGUGGUGAGCAGAUUUUCAUCUUCUACGGCCCAAGAUCUAAUGCUGACUUUCUAAUGCACAAUGGCUUUGUUUAUGCCAAAAAUGAGCACGACACGGUGCCCAUUCGUCUGGGUUUGAGCUCAAUGGAUCAACUUGUGAAUGAGCGAACGGAUUUGCUGAAGAAGCUCAAUAUUGUGGUUUCGGGAGAGCUGAAUCUCCUGCCGGCACCAAAAUUCAUUUCACCUGAAUUGCUGGGCUUUGUGCGUGUAUUCAAUAUGAAUAAGGAGCAAUUGGAUCACUGGCUGGCCAGCGAUAAAGCCACGGAUCUUCUUCAUGCCGACUGUGCCUUGGAUACUGCAUUGGAGAUGAAAACGUGGAAAUUCCUCGAGACUCGUCUCACUCUGCUGCUGAGAACGUUCCCAACAACCCUCGAGGAUGAUUUGGCGAUGCAGAAUGGCUCCAAAUUGGGGCACAUUCGUGGUAUUUUGCUGCAAUUUCGUAUUGGAGAGAAGCAAAUACUCCACGAUGCACUUGAGUAUGUGCAGCAGAGAGUAAAGAGCUAAAGAGCCACAGUUGGUAUCAAAAUAAGUGCUUCAAUAUAAUCCCCCCCCCCCUACCUUGUGGUACAUAUUUAUGCGCAAAUUGGCCUAAAGGGCAAUAUUUUAUGGAUUUUAAAAAUUAAAGAUUAUAUUUAUUAACA
Messenger RNA from Lutzomyia longipalpis, 1802 nucleotides. RefSeq names its product actin-histidine N-methyltransferase (gene Setd3). Bases 190 to 1665 code for a protein of 491 amino acids. The transcript is spliced from 3 exons. NCBI's taxonomy places the organism in Eukaryota, Metazoa, Arthropoda, Insecta, Diptera, Psychodidae. Gene Ontology annotation, biological process: actin modification; peptidyl-lysine trimethylation; peptidyl-lysine monomethylation. Gene Ontology annotation, molecular function: histone H3K36 methyltransferase activity; protein-L-histidine N-tele-methyltransferase activity; protein binding. The record is from RefSeq and is a predicted model, not a curated record.